This is a messenger RNA of Armigeres subalbatus, 772 nucleotides long. Its product is annotated as protein lethal(2)essential for life-like. The transcript has a single exon. The record is from RefSeq and is a predicted model, not a curated record. Lineage: Eukaryota; Metazoa; Arthropoda; Insecta; Diptera; Culicidae. Gene Ontology annotation, biological process: protein refolding; response to heat. Gene Ontology annotation, cellular component: nucleus; cytoplasm. Bases 122 to 718 code for a protein of 198 amino acids.
CCUGGAUCAUCUUCAGUUGCAAAAGAAAAGCGAAAGCAGCCGUGUAAAGUGCUAGAUACGCAAGUACAGGAGAUCAAUUUCUAAAGUGCAUUUAAAGCUCAAAGUUUUGUGAAAAGUAAGAAUGGCGCUUAUUCCGAUUCUGUUCAGUGACUGGUGGGACGAUAGCUGGGACAGUCAACUUCGACUACCUCGUCUCUUUGAUCAGCAUUUUGGCAGUGGUAUCUGCGGAGAUGAUUUGUUAACAGCCCGUGCUGCGGCACAAUCAGCCAUUCAAAAUCAGCGCCGAUCUCAGUACGUAAGGCCCUGGCGCAAUUUUAAUUUGGCACCACUCCGGGACUCUGGUUCAGCUAUCAACGUUACCAGCGAUAAAUUCCAAAUCAAUUUGGACGUUCAGCAUUUCGCACCAGAAGAGGUCACUGUUAAGGCAACGGACAACAGUAUUAUCGUCGAAGGCAAGCAUGAGGAAAAACAGGACGAACAUGGUCAGAUUUCGAGACACUUUGUCCGUCGGUACAAGCUUCCAGCCGGACAUGACGCCAACCAGAUCGUUUCUUCGCUUUCGUCGGAUGGUGUACUGACAAUAUCUGCCCCGAAGAAAACUCUGCCUGAGACAGAAGGGCCAAGAAUGAUUCAAAUCGUACAGACUGGUCAACCGAAGAGACAACCAAUCGAGGACUCGCAAGCUCAAACGAAAAAUAAGGCUGAGGAGGAAAAAUAGAUUUUAAUAAUUUAAAUAAAUAAUGUACUGAAUUAUAUUCUUUUUCUGAUAGAA